Molecule: messenger RNA, 4445 nt
Organism: Durio zibethinus
Lineage: Eukaryota; Viridiplantae; Streptophyta; Magnoliopsida; Malvales; Malvaceae
Source: RefSeq, a predicted model, not a curated record
AAUUUUAUUUUUAUAUGUACACAUGAGACGGUAAUCGCUCCCGCUUUUCCUUUUUCUUUUGUUCUUAAAAAAAAAAGAACUGCUGAUUUUGAUCUGCGCUUUGCUUGGUCGAUUGUCAGGGUUUUCAUUUAUCUUCUUAGCUUUCAAAUUUUCAAAAUUUUUCUUUUUCUUUUUAUUUUUUUAAAAAUCUUUCUUUGCCGGGUUGAAGAGGUAGAAAAAGUGAAGGAACAGAAGUGUACGCAUUUUUUUUUUAAUUUUAGUUUUUUUUAAAAGAAAUUAUUUCAAAGAUUUGGAAGUUCAAAGUCGGGAGAUUGACAGAGAAAAAAAAUGUUAAGUUCUGGGAAUAGCUUAAGCCGAGGGACUGCAGGAUUGUCAUCAGAUAUGCCACCGUUGCCUCAGUGUUUGCCUUUGGAGCCGAUUACAUUAGGCAAUCAGAAAUAUACACGGUCUGGAGAAUUAAGUCGAGUUCUGGGUGUUCCUCUUCGAACUAGUACAGUGGAGGACCAUUCUUUUGGAGUUUCAAAUCCCAAACCUUCCCCUCCAGUGGCAACAGAGGAGCUUAAGAGCUUUAAGGAAAGUGUUCAAGAUGCCUCAAGAAAGGCCAGGGAUAGGGCAAAAAAGUUGCGAGAGUCAAUUUCUAAAUUGGAAAAGUAUAAAGAAUUCUUAAGCUCAAAGAAGCGACAACGAAGUGAUCUUUCGAGUGAGAGAACUAGUGGGGUAAGUAUUGCAAAGAUGGGAAGCCAGAUUCAUAGAAACGCCCAUGACAUAAUGAAUCGAAGAUUGGAGGAUAGGCCAAAAGGUGUGGGGCUCAACAAGCGCAUUCGAACAUCAGUUGCUGAUAUACGGGCUGAUAAUAGGACUGCUGUGAAUCCAAGGCAGCGGGGGAUAAUAGAAAAGGAUGGUGAUGUGCUUUCAGCUGUUAAUGUUGGUUCUGUUCGAAUUGAAGAAAAGAUCCGCAGAUUGCCGGGUGAAGGAUGGGAGACAAAGAUGAAAAGGAAAAGGUCUGUUGCAGCUGUAGGAAAUAGAGUUACUGGUGUUGAUCGAGAUUUAAAACGAGCUAUGCAACUGAAGAUGAGUUCUGAAUCAAAGUUGCGAUCAUGUGAUACACAGUGUUUCAGAUCAAAAUCUUCCCCAGGAGUUGGUGGAAUUAAUAGGUCAGAUGGUUCUUUUGAAGCUGCUGGUUCAGAUGCCAGUACAGUGCUUAGGAAUGAAUUGGAGAAUACCUCUAUUCCACGGGAUCGGGCAGCUAUCUUGGAGCAGAGGAUUGUAGUAAAAGCAAAUAAUAAGGCAACUCUCCAGGAUGACAACCAAGCAAAUGGCCCAAGUACAAUGCUAAAAGGAAAGGUGUCUAGGGCACCACGAACUGGUUCCAUCAUGGUGUUAGACUCAUCUUCUAAAGUUCACCUCUCAUCUGGAGCGUUGCAGGGUUGGGAUCAGCCAAAUCUAAAUAAGAUCCAAGCAUUAGGUGCUGGGAGCAAUCAGAAACGUUCAAUGUCUACAGGUUCAUCUUCACAUGCUAUGGCCCAGUGGGGUGGUCAGAGACCACAUAAAAACUCACGGACAAGGAGAGCAAAUUUAGUAUCCCCUAUCUCUAAUGCUGAAGCUCAGGUUUCAUCUCAAGGCUUUGCAACACCUGAUUUUGGUUCUAGGGCAUCUACCGGAACUGGUGGAUCACUGCUUGGCAGUGGUGUAGAUAAUGCUACUCCAAAAAUUAAGAGGGAACCUGAGAAUGUUUCUUCUCCAUUUGGGUUAUCUGAGAGUGAAGAAUCUGGGGCUGGAGAUAACAAAUCAAAAGAGAAAGGAAUUGAUAAUAAUGAGGUUAGUCUGCCAGCAUCUCAAACAGCUGUGGCUUUCUUAUUGCCCACUAGGAAGAACAAAAUGUCUACUAAUGAAAUUGGAGAUGGAGUCCGAAGGCAAGGAAGGACUGGAAGCACUGCACCACCAUUGACAAAACCAGGUGUUCAUCCUAUACGGGAGAAGUUGGAGAAUCUUACGACAACCAAGCCAAUUCAAAAUGCAAGAUCUGCUUCCGAUAAACAUAGAAGUAAAACAGGUCGUCCACCUUCCAAAAAGCUGAAAGAUCGAAAGGCCUCAACUCGUGUUGGGUCUAUGCUAAAUAAUGUUUCUUCAGAAUUCACAGGUGAAUCUGAUGAUGAUCGGGAUGAACUAUUUGCAGCUGCAACUUCUGCUCGUAAUGCUAGCAGUCUUGCUUGUUCUGGUCCUUUUUGGAAGAAAAUGGGAUCUAUUUUUAAUUCUGUCAGCUCAGAGGACACAUCAUACCUUAGGCAACAGCUAAAUUUGGUAGAGGAGCUCGAUGAGAGUUUGUCUCAAAUGUAUGGAGAUGGAUGCAAUGUUUUGGGUGGUGUGCUGCAGAAGGAUGCUUCCAAUUCUGUUGAAGAAAUGGCCAAAACUAAUGCUGCUAGUGAAGUAUUUGAUAUAAAAAAGUUUGACAAGGUUACUCCUUUAUGCCAAAGAGUUCUUUCUGCUUUGAUUGAUGAAGAUGAAAGUGAAGAAAUUUACCACCAUAAUGAAAUGAAGAAUAUGUCCCUUCACUAUGCAAGUGAUGAUUCCCAUUGUGGUUCAUGCAACCAGAUGGAUGUUGAAUCUAAAGAUAGGGACAGGAUGGAAUCUGAAGUUGAGUCAAAUGCAGAUUUUCAAUAUCAGAAGAACACUCUGUUAGACAGACUCUCAUGUGAUGUGAGUGUUGCAUCUAACACAUAUAGGAACUGCAGUAUGUCUAAUUCAUUACAUAGUAGUGAACGGUGGUUGGGAGAUGAUGAUUUUUCACAUUCGGAUAUGGGGCUUCUGAGUGAAAUAUGUUCAACCGACCUGGGUCAGCUCCAACCUAAGGAAAUAAAUGUUUCUAGCAUUUCUUCUUUGGACUGCCAAUAUCAGUUUAUGUGUAUGGAUGACAAGCUUUUGCUGGAGUUACAUAGUAUUGGUCUUUAUCCAGAGAUUUUGCCUGAUUUGGCAGAGGGAGAGGAAGCAAUAAAUCAAAGUGUUAUUGAACUUAAUGAACUUCUUUAUCAACAGAUUCAGAAAAAGAAGAAAAAGUUGGGGAAGAUUGACAAAGCCAUUAAGAAUGGGAGAGAUGUGGACAGAAGGAACAUCGAGUAUGUUGCAAUGGACCAAUUACUCCAGAUGGCUUACAGAAAACGUUUGGCAUUUCGGGGGAGUAAUUCAUCGAAAAGUGCAGUUCGUAAGGUUUCGAAACAAGUUGCAUUGGCUUUUGUCAGGCGAACUCUUGAUAGAUGUCGAAAAUAUGAACAGACAGGCAGUAGUUGCUUUAACGAACCUGCAUUGCAAGAUGUCAUGUUUUCUGUACCUCCAUGCGGCAAUGAAGCAAAAUCUGUUGAUUGUAUAGGCUCUGGAACUGCUAGUAAUACUUGUAAUGAAACUUCCAACCAUCAAGCAGAAGCCAGGGGCUCAGGUGCUGUUUGUGGUACUUUUGAGAGGUAUGAUUCUUCGGACGCUCUUCCAGCCAUUCACUCAUCUGAGCAUGCUGUUUCUAAGUAUGGAUCUAUGUCGAACGAAGGGAGGAAGAGGGAAGUACUGAUAGACGAUGUUGUUGGUAGUGCCUCUUCUAGGGUAACAUCAACUCUUGAUGGCACCGUUGGAGUAAGGGGAAAGAGAACCGAAAGAGAUAGGGAGCAAAGCAGAGAUAAUUUAAGAAAUACUAAUUCUGUAUCUGGGGCUGGUCGGACUUCAUUAGGCAGUUUCGAGGGUGAUCUGAAAACGAAAGCAAAGCCCAAGCAAAAGAGUAAUCAUUUAUCAACUUCAGGAAAUGGAUUCAAUGGCAAGCUUACAGAGACUUUGCUACCUGCUUGUGGAUCUAGUCAGCCUUCGUCUAAUCCUGGCAAGAUGACUGAAAGAGAUCGGAAUUCAACUAAACAAGCAGAUGAACCCAUUGAUUUUGCAAACUUGCAACUAAACGAGUUAGAUACAAUGGAAGAAUUGGGUGUUUCCAAUGACCUUGGUGGGCCCCAAGAUCUGAGUUCCUGGCUAAACUUUGAUGAGGAUGGGUUGCUAGACCAUGAUUCAGUAGGUUUAGAAAUUCCAAUGGAUGACCUCUCGGAUUUGAAAUUUGCAUUUUGAUUUCUUGCCCUCUGCAGUUUCUAGUUAGGUUAUUAAUUCUUAUCUGAUGCAAAUCUGAUUCAGAGAAGUGUAAUUAUGAUUUAUUUUCCGUGUAUAUCAAAUGUAUGUGAUUGAAGAAUUUUGGGUGUUUGAUCCAGUUAAAUUUACUACUACAAAUUAUUUCACUUCCCUUCGUCCAUGUGCAUCCGUUUCUCUUUUUUAUUUUUUGGUUAAAUAUCAGCACAUAAAUACCUUAACGAGCUUGCUACUGUGAUUUUGAAGAAGGUAUCUAGCCAAAAAACAAUCUGUGUAGCUCCCCAUCUGGUUUAGCCAGUUUUUCCCAUAAAAUGCAGUCAAUGUCAUGAUUAAAA